Zerene cesonia (dogface butterfly) is the source of this 587-nucleotide messenger RNA. Its product is annotated as general odorant-binding protein 69a-like. NCBI's taxonomy places the organism in Eukaryota, Metazoa, Arthropoda, Insecta, Lepidoptera, Pieridae. The transcript is spliced from 2 exons. Gene Ontology annotation, biological process: sensory perception of smell. Gene Ontology annotation, molecular function: odorant binding. The record is from RefSeq and is a predicted model, not a curated record. Bases 63 to 479 code for a protein of 138 amino acids.
AACGACCACUGCGACAAACUAUUAUACUUUCGUAAAAGAAUUGGUGUGAUACAGGUCUCAAUAUGAAGGCAUUCCAGUUUUUAUGUAUUGUGAUUUUGGCCUGUGGAGUCAACGCUCAUAAUGUACAUUUAUCAUCAGCUCAAAAGGAAAAAGUACAACAGUACACAGCAGAAUGUGUGAAAGAAUCAGGUGUUAAAUCCGAAAUAAUCGCUGAAGCGAAAAAGGGACAGGUCAGCGAAGAUGAUGGUUUCAAGAAAUUCAUAUUUUGCUUCUUCCAAAAGUCUGGAAUAGUAUCAUCAGAAGGAAAAUUGAAUAUGGAAGUGGCUCUGUCAAAAUUACCAGCGGGUAUUGAUAAGGCGGCGGCCUCCAAAUUACUGGAGGAAUGUAAAAAUAAGAAAGGCAAAGAUAUGGUUGACACUACUUUUGAGAUUUUUAAGUGUUAUUAUGUGAACACUAAGCAACACGUGAUCUUUUUUUAGAAUAUUAGUUAAUAAUAAAUUAUAUAUUUUUAUAACAUAGCUCAAUCUAUAUUCUUAAGAACGUAUAAUAAGUAAAUAUUAAUUAAAACAUCGUUUAUGCGAAAGAAA